This is a messenger RNA of Spinacia oleracea (spinach), 746 nucleotides long. RefSeq lists its product as uncharacterized. The record is from RefSeq and is a predicted model, not a curated record. The transcript is spliced from 2 exons. Lineage: Eukaryota; Viridiplantae; Streptophyta; Magnoliopsida; Caryophyllales; Amaranthaceae. The coding region runs from base 1 to 468 and encodes 155 amino acids.
AUGGGUUCUUCUUUGUCUAGAACUCGAGGUGAUUCUGGGGUGGGAACUUCUGGUCAAAGAAUCCCCGAUUCCAACUGUGAUUGGGGAUCCAAGUGCAACUGUCCCAAUAACGAGCAUUCCUACUCCGCCGAAUAUAAAAACAAUCUGUAUUUGGCCCAAAAAGAAAAUACGAGUACUCGAAACUAUUUGGAAGAAUGGUUUCGGAUGAGGGAAGUGGAGCCAGGAGAGGAGGUUGAGUCAAAAUAUGACGAUCGGAAACCCACUCCCUCAGAUCUGCGUUUUUUCGGUGAAGGAGAUUCCGAUGAGGAACCAAGUGGGUCUGAUUCAUUUGAUCUGGUGUAUGUUGGAGAGUGUGAAAAUGAGAAUGGUGAUGCUGUUGGGUCUCCAGGACAACUUUCAUCUGGUUAUCCCUCCUCAAAGAAAGGAGAAAAGGGAAAAAAAUCGGCUUCAGCAUCUGAUGAUGCUUAGAUAAGUCUGUCUCCUUUCUCCCUUUUUUCAUUUUAUUGAAUGCUGGCUAGCUGUGGAGUCAUAAGGUGGAUGCCAACAACUGUGAUCUGUUGUUGGCCAGGGGUGUUGUUGUUUGGAUGAUGAUGUUGUGAUUAGUUGUAUGGAUGUUGAUGUUAGAUAUUUUAAGUUAUGAUAUUGAUAUUGAUAAUGAUGAUUGGAUGAUGGUGUUUCCAUAUGGUUAUGAAAUUUUGUGGAAUGUUGUCUGUGUGAUGAACAUGAUUUGAUGGCUUAAUGUCCCC